Aspergillus novofumigatus IBT 16806 is the source of this 1258-nucleotide messenger RNA. RefSeq names its product exosome non-catalytic core subunit SKI6. Bases 254 to 1063 code for a protein of 269 amino acids. The transcript is spliced from 2 exons. The record is from RefSeq and is a predicted model, not a curated record. Gene Ontology annotation, biological process: U4 snRNA 3'-end processing; nuclear mRNA surveillance; poly(A)-dependent snoRNA 3'-end processing. Gene Ontology annotation, cellular component: nucleolus; nuclear exosome (RNase complex); cytoplasmic exosome (RNase complex). NCBI's taxonomy places the organism in Eukaryota, Fungi, Ascomycota, Eurotiomycetes, Eurotiales, Aspergillaceae.
CCCCCCUCUGUCACCUUCGUUCGCCCGUGCAAUUCCUCGUACGUCAUUUAGUAUUGGCAUAAUCCUGGGUCAACUUUCACUAGCUUUACAAGCGCUUUUUCUUCAUUGUUACUUUACAUUGCUUAACACCUGUCUGGCGUCCCUGAGGUCUUCGGAAAAAUUCCUCGUGACCAGCAUAAAACGUGAACCGUUGCGAAACCGGUUGAUGAGGAACAGAAAUUGGUGGACAAUAACGAUAACUUAAGAACUCAAAAUGCCUCUCGAUACCUCUACAACGUAUCCUCUUACGAAGCUGCGCCUUGAUGGACGCCGCUGGAACGAGCUCCGCCUUCUUCAAGCCCAGAUUUCUACCAACCCCGCCAGUUCUGGGUCAUCCUUUUUGUCCAUGGGAAAUACAUCGAUAAUGUGCUCUGUUCAUGGUCCAGCGGAGGGAAAGAGGGGCGACGCGACAGGAGGUGCUGCAGGAUCAGCCGGAGCUGUGGUCGAGGUCGACGUCAACGUCGCGGGGUUUGCAGGCGUUGAUCGCAGGAGGAGGGCUGGAGGCAGCGACAGGCAAUCUUCACGAAUUGCUACGAUACUGCGCUCGGCCUUUCAAUCCCACCUUCACACCCACCUCUAUCCACACAGUACGAUUAGCAUUCACGUCUCAGUCCUGUCGGCUGACGGGUCUCUCCUCGCCGCAGCGGUCAAUGCGUGCACCCUGGCCCUUGUCGACGCCGGUAUUCCGAUGCCGGGUCUGCUCUCUGCCUGUACCUCUGGCAUGAGCGGCAGCGCCUCUACGCCACGUGAUCCCCGGAAUGACUUUCUGGAUCCUCUUCUAGAUCUGUCACUGCCAGAAGAACAAGAGCUUCCUUUCCUGACAGUUGGGACAACAACAGCUAUUCCUGUUGGAGAGGACGCGAUGGACGAGGACGAAGAGGAUAUGAAGGUCUCUAUGAUGGUGAUGGACUCGAAAGUCCAUUGCACGUAUCUCGAGACAAUGCUUGCCGUCGGAAUUGACGGAUGCAAGCAGAUUCGGGAGAUCUUGGAAGGAGUCAUCAAAGGGACAAACCGGGGAGUAUGAUAUCUACUUGACAUCAUGUGUCUCGAUACUUUUAUACCCUGCAUGUAUACUCUAUGGGAGUUGGGCGUCGCGGUUAUGAUGAUAGAUGGGGUGAUUGUACCUUUGGGUGAUUCAUAUUUAUUUUUUUAACCAUUCCAUUUCUUUUACACAUCGAUAAAAUCCUGUAAGGCUAAACUCGUUUUUCCAUAAGCAGAG